CAUAACUCAACAACGCCUGGACCGAUUUCGCUCAUUCUUUUUUUGUUUGGGUCGUAAUUGUCAGGAGAAGGUUCUUACGGACGAAAAAUUUGAGAAAGUUAUCGGGUUAGAGAAAUAUGACGAGGUGGUGAUGAAAUUACAGAGGCGCCAUCUAUCCAGCAAAUAGUCAACUAAAUUAUUUUUGGUAGUCAAUGGCAACCAUUUAAAUAAAAUAAAUCAUUUAUUUAAAAUGUUUUUAAAAAUGCAUGCAAAUAGACAUACAAACAACGCAAAUGUUCGCAAAUGUUCGUUGAAGUCCAAGGAUAGUUUUUACGGCUAGAAAAAUUAGAAUUAUUGCUGGAAAAACCCUAAAAAUAGCCCUUUUCUUUUUAAAAUAGCCCUUCCUAUAAUAUUUAUAAUAUAAUACUGAUCGUAUCCAUGGCAACCAACAAUCGUGUUUUGUGCAGAGUGUUUAGUUAGUUAGUGUUUGUUUAGUUCGUGAUUAGUGAAAAAAUAAUUUAUAUUUGAUAUGCCUCCUAUAAGACGAAGCAAUUUAGGUAGAAGAACCAGAAAUGCUACAAACCAAGCUAAUUACCGAUCUAAUUCACAAACGCGUGAAGCGCGAGCAAGUUUGAAUCGAACUGCUUUUAGUUACGAUGUGUCAAUUGACUACAGUAACUACCAAUGUGUUGUUAUUGGUUCUAUGAACUCGGUUUGCUCACACUGUAAGGCAUUAAAAUACAAAAACGAAGCCAAUGGAUUGUGUUGCGCAAAUGGUAAAGUGAAAUUGAUACCAUUGGAUCCACCACCAGAACCAUUGUACUCAUUGGUUUCAGGAAUAGGAACAGAUUCUAUACACUUUUUGACAAAUAUCCAACAAUAUAACAAUUGCUUUCAAAUGACUUCAUUUGGGGCAACAAAUGUAGUUCGGGAAAAUUUUAUGCCAACUUUCAAGAUACAAGGGCAAAUAUAUCAUAGAGCAGGUUCACUGUUACCAGUGUCAGAUAGCGACAACAAAUUCCUGCAAAUUUAUUUUAUGGGCAAUUCACCACAAGAAAUUGAUCUGCGUUGUGCACAUAACAAUUUAGUAAAGAGGUCUAUUGUAGAACAAUUACAAACUUUAUUUCAUCAGCACAAUCAAUUGAUUAUAUUGUUUAAAACUGCCCUGGAUCUGAUGCCAUCCGAUAAUCACAAAAUUGUAAUCAGAGCUGAUAAAACACCUGCAGGUCAACAUACAAGACGUUUUAAUGCACCAACUAUUGAUGAAGUUGCUAUCGUUGUAGUUGGAGAAAACUUGGAAUCCCGUGAUAUUGUUUUACGUCGUCGGAAUGAUCAAUUACAACGUAUAAAGGAAACACACCGCUCAUAUGAUGCACUGCAAUAUCCCAUUAUAUUUUGGCAAGGUGAAGAUGGCUACGAUUUCUCAAUAAAAAUGAUAAAUCCCAUUGCAGGUUCUGAAACCAACAAAAAAGUCAGUUCAAUGAACUAUUAUUCAUACCGCCUAAUGAUUCGGGAAAAUGAAGAUAAUCACAUAUUGAAAUGUCGGCGAUUAUAUCACAAAUAUGUUGUUGACAUGUAUGUUAAAAUUGAAACGGAAAGAUUAACAUUCAUCAGGUUGAAUCAAACCAAACUCCGAUCUGAAGAGUAUAUUCACCUUCGAGAUGCGAUUAAUACUGAUGGAAAUGCACAGAAUGUCGGUCGGAUGACUAUUCUUCCAGCAACAUACAUCGGAAGCCCUCGGCAUAUGCACGAAUAUGCUCAAGAUGCCAUGUCGUAUGUUCGUCAUUAUGGUACAGCAGAUUUGUUCAUCACAUUUACAUGCAAUCCGCAAUGGAUAGAAAUCAAUCAGGAGUUAUUCUCUGGGCAAUCACCCAUUGAUCGUCAUGAUAUUACAGCCAGAGUCUUUAGACAAAAGUUGAAAUCUUUAAUGGAUUUCAUCGUAAAACAUAAUGUGUUUGGUGAGACACGCUGCUGGAUGUAUUCUGUGGAGUGGCAGAAACGAGGAUUGCCACAUGCACACAUUUUGAUUUGGUUGGUUGAAAAUAUAAGGCCAAAUGAAGUUGAUGCAGUGAUAUCAGCUGAAAUCCCUAAUGUACAAGUAGAUCCUGGAUUGCAUGAGGUAGUUAUCAAAAACAUGAUACAUGGUCCCUGUGGAACUCUUAAUCAAAAUUCACCGUGUAUGAUGGAUGGUAAAUGUUCAAAACGAUAUCCACGGACAUUAAUAUCGGAAACAAUUACUGGUAAUGACGGUUAUCCAUUGUAUCGUCGCAGAUCGACAGCAGACAAUGGAAAAUCAACAAUUGUCAAAUUAAAUCAACAAGAUAUUGAAAUAGAUAAUCGUUGGAUUGUUCCAUAUUCACCCAUUUUAUCAAAGACAUUCAAAGCACACAUCAACGUUGAAUCUUGCCAUUCAGUGAAAUCUAUUAAAUACAUUUGCAAAUAUGUAGCCAAAGGGAGUGAUAUGGCUGUGAUUGGAAUUGGUGCAGAGAAUUCCAAUGAUGAAGUUACCCAAUACCAAAUGGGCCGCUAUGUCAGUAGUAAUGAAGCAGUUUGGCGAAUAUUUUCUUUUCCUAUUCAUGAGAGACACCCUUCUGUUGUUCACUUAGCUGUGCAUUUAGAAAAUGGACAAAGAGUGUAUUUUACAGCACAGAACGCAGUACAAAGAGCUGCUCAGCCACCAUCUACUACAUUAACCAGUUUUUUUGAGACAUGCCAAAACGAUGAUUUCGCACAAACAUUGCUAUAUUCUGAAAUGCCAAAAUAUUAUACCUGGAAUCAAUCCUCAAGGAGAUUUAUACGACGGAAACAAGGAAAACCAGUUCCAGGAUAUACAGAUGUAUAUUCCACCGAUGCGAUUGGCCGGAUUUAUUCAGUACAUCCAAGCAAUGAUGAAUGUUUUUACUUACGACUGCUAUUAGUCAAUGUACGUGGCCCAACAUCAUUCCAACAGUUACGAACUGUUGAUGGUGAAUUGUGUGUAUCCUACAGAGAAGCCUGUCAACGUUUGCAAUUGCUUGAAAAUGACGCUCAUUGGGAUCAAACUCUCAAUGAUGCUGUAAUAUCAUCACACGCUCAUCAAAUACGAACAUUGUUUUCUAUAAUCAUAUCUACAUGCUUCCCAUUGAUUGUUUGGGAUGAAUGCACGAUGGCACAUAAAAAAUCUUUGGAGGCUUUGGACAGAACCUUAAAAGAUCUACGGAGCAAUAAUAACCGAUUUGGUGGUGCAAUGAUUUUAUUAGCAGGAGAUUUUCGUCAAACAUUGCCGGUGAUUCCACGAUCAACGCCAGCUGAUGAACUCAAUGCAUGUCUAAAGUCCUCCAGUUUGUGGAAACAUGUCAAAGUACUUCAUUUAAGCAAGAAUAUGCGUGUCGAGUUGCAAAAUGACCAAUCUGGAAACAUAUUCUCUAAACAACUCAUUGACAUGGUAAUGGCAAAUUUCCUAUAGACAUGUUGACUGGCUGCAUUAACUUUCCUCUAAGUUUUUGUCAGUUAACUCGAUCAAAAGAUGAACUUAUUCAGAAGGUGUUUCCAGAUGUUUCUCAAAAUUACAGAAACCAUGAUUGGUUGAGCGAACGAGCUAUACUGGCUGCAAAAAACAUAGAUGUAAAUGAAUUAAAUUUCAAAAUUCAAGAACAAAUUACAGGCGAAUUGAUGAUAUAUAAAUCAGUUGAUUCGGCUACUAAUCAAGAUGAUGUAGUCAACUAUCCACCGGAAUUUUUAAACUCGCUGGAUUUGCCAGGAUUGCCACCUCACAAUCUUCAAUUAAAGGUUGGAUCGGUGGUUAUAAUGUUGCGAAAUAUCAACCAACCGCGUCUUUGCAACGGUACACGGUUAGCGAUAAAAAAAUUACUAAACAAUGUGAUAGAAGCAACUAUACUCAAAGGAAAGUAUAAAGGAGAAGAUGUUCUCAUACCGCGCAUCCCAAUGAUUCCGACUGAUGUGCCAUUUGAGUUUAAACGACUACAGUUUCCAGUGCGUCUUGCUUUUGCUAUGACUAUAAACAAGUCACAGGGGCAAUCAUUAAGUGUUUGUGGUAAUAAUCUAGAAAACCCAUGUUUCUCACAUGGUCAAUUGUAUGUUGCCUGUUCCCGUGUUGGAAAACCAUCAGAUUUGUUUAUCUAUGCGCCAGGUAAUCAAACAAGAAACAUCGUAUACCACAAAGUACUACAAUGAUAAUAAUAAUAAUUAUGAUUCACAUGAUUAACAAUAA
This is a messenger RNA of Aphis gossypii (cotton aphid), 4189 nucleotides long. RefSeq lists its product as uncharacterized. Gene Ontology annotation, molecular function: DNA helicase activity. The transcript has 3 exons. Lineage: Eukaryota; Metazoa; Arthropoda; Insecta; Hemiptera; Aphididae. Gene Ontology annotation, biological process: DNA repair; telomere maintenance. The coding region runs from base 509 to 3424 and encodes 971 amino acids. The record is from RefSeq and is a predicted model, not a curated record.